CGACUUCCGGGGGAGGGAGGAAGCGGGAGUAUGUUAAGACUAAUGGAUUAAGUUUCAAUCAUGGAGGUCUGUCAGGUGAGGACCUAGCUCCCAAAGCCAGCGCUGAGUCUACAACUUCUCCUAAGAGGUGUUCCGGCCCGCGUGGGGUCUCUGCGGAGGCGGCUAAAUCGGCCGCAGUUUCUGCCAUGGUUGCGCCCGCUGUGUUGCGCGCUCUGCGUAAGAACAAGACCCUUCGCUAUGGAGUUCCCAUGUUGUUGCUGGUUGUUGGCGGUUCUUUUGGUCUUCGCGAAUUUUCACAAAUCCGAUAUGAUGCUGUGACAAUUAAGAUUGAUCCUGAAUUGGAGAAAAAAUUGAAAGUGAAUACAAUAACUUUAGAGUCAGAAUAUGAGAAAAUAAAGGACUCCACUUUUGAAAACUGGAAGAAUAUUCGUGGUCCGAGGCCUUGGGAAGAUCCUCAACUCCUCCAAGGACGAAACCCAGAAACUCUUAAGCCUAAGACAACCUGACUGUGCUCAGGUUUUGUCUCGUUCUGGUUUUUCAAUGAAGUAGUCUCAUCUCCAUCUGUAGGAAGAAGAGUCCAGACCUGUGGAAACCUGGAUGUGAAUAAUAUGAUGGCAGAAACUUUUAUUAAAAAGUCAAAUAUAAGUCUGUAUGCUUUUCAAUCAGUCUACUCACAAAUAAAAAUAUGUUGAACACACACACACACACACACCACUACAAAUCUAUAAAAAAUGUGACUGUUGCUUCCCCAACAUACUGUGCUGUGCAUUCUACUUUCCUAUUACCCACUCAUAUUCUUUUUCCACCACUAAAACAUUUUUGCCACCUCAGUUUGGUCUCUGAUGAAAAUCAUAGGCUUAGAUCUAGAUUUUCCCAAUAAAAUUGUGACUUCAUUUAAGCCUAUAAAUAAGUGAUCAUAAUCUAGUAAUGGUUGUUUUAUUCCUAAUACUUUAUAAGUCAGCGUCCGAAAUCUGUUCCUAUGCAGUGCAUAAUGGUAGGAAGAUGUGACCUUUUGUUGAGAUUAUCAAAUGGCUGUCUUAUGCAUCAGCACAGUCUGGGAGAUGGGUUAGUUCUGCUGUCGUCUGAUCCUUCAGCAAAAUGGUGGGAAAGGUAAGAGUUUUAUUUUUAAAACCAGUAGCUCAUUUUCUUCUUUUACCUCUGUUUAGACGGUCUCAGUUUUCUAACCUAUGUAAUCUUAAUGCUGAAUUCUAAAUACCUGAAUUUUAGCUGAAAUAUUCUGACCAUAACUAUUCCAGAUGGUAUGCCCCACUUUUCUCUCAGUCAAUGUUAAUUAAUUUCAAUAUGUUAAUUUUAGUAAUCUUAGAAUAUUACUUAUGGAUAAUUACAAACUGACUUCAAAGUUAGUGGCUUAGUUCCUUUUCUGUUGCCGUGAUAAAACACUGACCAAAGCAACUUGGAAAAUAAAGGGUUUAUUUUGCUCACGCUCUCAGGCAGGGGAGGCACUCAAGGCAGGGACUGAUGCAGAUGCCAUGGGGGAACAUGGAUUCCUGGCUUGCUCCCCAUAUCUUACUCAACUUCCUUUCUUAUACAACCCAGGAUGAGUCAGGGUUAGCACCACCCACAGUGGGCAGUUCUCCCACAUCAACCGUCAUUCAAGAAAAUUACCUGUAGACUUGCCUACAAGCCAGUCAUAUAGUGAUAUUUUCUGGAUUAUGAUUCCUUCUUCCCAGAUGAUCCUAGUUUGUAUCUAGUUAAUAUGAAAACCAACUAUAGUAAUCUACCCCUUGUCAAUUUGAUACUCCAACACAGCACUUUCUAAGCCACAACCCUUCUUGUUUGUCCAUGGUUGUCAUGUUAUAUUAAUAUGACAGUGUAAAACAUUCCAACUUUUAAAAGUCCCACAGGCUUUAAAAUUUUCAACACUUUAAAUGUCUGAUAUUUUAAAAAUGCCUAGCCUUUUUCAAACUACAAAGGCUCUUUAAAUUCUAAAAUUUCUCUGAAAUACCGUCUUUCUAACUCUGGGUGCAUGUAAGACAACACAAGAACAAAACUAAAGACAAAGAAGUUAACAUGUUUUUUACCCUGAGAGGGAACAACUAGGGCUUGCAUAGUCACAAUCAAAUAAAAUAAAAAUCCAAAUUCAACAGUGUACAAAGUUUCGUGUUUGAUAUCUGAGACCCUUUCAUGAUCCUCCAGAGCCCAAAGGGUUUAGACAGCUUUACUUCUUGGGAACUGCCAGUUGCAAGCACAUGCAGCUUAUCUCAGAGGCUGAGGCCUCCUCCACCGUUGCUGUCCUUGGCUGUUCUCUUGGUACUACUAUCUCUAAAGAGCUAGGGUCUCCUACUCCACUUCUGUCAGCUUCUUCUGGGCUAUCUUCAAAUUCCCUGACCAAGCCAUAUAGUACCAAGCCUUCAUUUCUCUCCAUGACCUCGACAAUCCUGGGCCUUCUACUGCAACUGAGUCUGCAUCUUCAGUAAUGGCCUCUUCCUGCCUCCCUUGAAGGACUCUAGCCCUGC
This is a messenger RNA of Rattus rattus (black rat), 2477 nucleotides long. RefSeq names its product cytochrome c oxidase assembly protein COX16 homolog, mitochondrial. The record is from RefSeq and is a predicted model, not a curated record. Bases 186 to 506 code for a protein of 106 amino acids. Gene Ontology annotation, biological process: mitochondrial respiratory chain complex IV assembly. The transcript has 4 exons. Lineage: Eukaryota; Metazoa; Chordata; Mammalia; Rodentia; Muridae. Gene Ontology annotation, cellular component: mitochondrial inner membrane.